UUGUCGGAGCUCUGAUCCAACUAAGCCUGUUUACACGAGUAACAUUUCAAAACGUGACCAAAAUGGAGUCCGCUGUGAUUACCAAAAAUCAAGAAGUUAAUCAGGGAGAUGUCACAACUGAAGAACACCCAAUCGCAAAAGACAUCGAUAUCAGCCAAAUGCCACAAGAUGAGCUUUUUGGACCUGUCGCAGAAAAACCAAUGGAAAUACUUACCGUUAGAUCGAAGCCAAAAGUUGAUUUCAGCAUUGAAGCUAUCCUCUCGUCUCGAACAUCUCCUGCAUCAGCGAUCGUCGUCACAUCGUCCGAAAUCUUCAGCUCACAAUCGAAAACAAACUCCAUCAACGAUCAUGGCGAUCCUCACUUCUCCUGGGUCUACUGUACUCGCUACAGGCCACCAAAACUUCCACGUGCUAAGCGAGAAAUUAACUUGCGAAACCGUUACCGUAAUCCACGCAUACCCUUCUCGACCAUCGAGGUGAGCACGCUAGAGAGAAAGUUCCUUCAGACGCCUUAUCUCGGCAGUAAUGAGGUUAACGAAUUGGCUGCUGCGCUAAACAUGUCCCCUAAAAGAGUGAAGAUUUGGUUUCAGAACAGAAGGGCUCGUGAACGCCGCGAAAGGGAAGUUCAGUGAAAACACAAACGUCCUAUAUGUUCGUGUAUUGGAGUGAUGGUGGCUACGUUCGGAUCCAUGGUCGGUGAUUAACACUCACACA
Molecule: messenger RNA, 714 nt
Organism: Daphnia carinata
Lineage: Eukaryota; Metazoa; Arthropoda; Branchiopoda; Diplostraca; Daphniidae
Product: homeobox protein XHOX-7.1-like
Exons: 3
Coding region: 63-632 (189 amino acids)
Biological process (GO): regulation of transcription by RNA polymerase II; embryonic morphogenesis
Cellular component (GO): nucleus
Molecular function (GO): DNA-binding transcription factor activity, RNA polymerase II-specific; RNA polymerase II transcription regulatory region sequence-specific DNA binding
Source: RefSeq, a predicted model, not a curated record